This is a messenger RNA of Toxotes jaculatrix (banded archerfish), 5164 nucleotides long. RefSeq lists its product as uncharacterized. Gene Ontology annotation, cellular component: membrane; extracellular region. The record is from RefSeq and is a predicted model, not a curated record. NCBI's taxonomy places the organism in Eukaryota, Metazoa, Chordata, Actinopteri, Toxotidae. Gene Ontology annotation, molecular function: lipid binding. Gene Ontology annotation, biological process: lipoprotein metabolic process; lipid transport. The coding region runs from base 173 to 4138 and encodes 1321 amino acids. The transcript is spliced from 35 exons.
UGCGCCAAACCGGGAGAUAAUUACCGAGCUAAAUCCUGUUGGUCCAGAGGAAAAAAACACUUGAUGCGUGUCAGUGUAAAAGAAACGCGAUCAUUCACCGGAUAAAUCUCAUCCGUGGGAAAAAAAUAAUGUGGUUUUAAUUCAGAGUUUAUUAUCAAACUAAUCACCGAUCAUGAGAGGAGAUACAGCUUCGGAGAAUGGUGCGGAGGGGGGCGAGCAUGGAGAGCGUGCAGCAGCAGCUGAAGCUGCAUCUGGGGAAAGACGACCUAGCAUUGUGUCGCUACAGAAUAUGCUGAAGAAAGUUUCCCAAAGCCCUUUCCAUAAUCAAUACAAGACUCUUGUUUCAUCGCCCUCUGAUUCCAGUGGAUCAGCUGUGAACGAGUCUCAAAACAAACAAGACAGUGAGUUCCUUAGCGACCUCUCAGCUGCUGCUACAGAUGUGACAGACAACCACCAGGUCCACUUAGGACAGAAUGGAGUCAAUGGGGAUUUGGCCAAAGCGAACCCAUUUUAUGCGUAUUAUUUGGAAUCAGGCAGCAGUGGUCAUGCAGUGGAGGAAGGAAGCACGGAAAUUUCAGAGGAAACAGACCUCAACACCAUCUUUGUCCCUCCACCUGAAUUUCAGAGCUCGCCUCUGGACUUUCAGCCCAAAAUUAAGACUCUGGAAAAUGGAGAUGUGUUUUCUGAACCUCAAAAGGACAUAUUCCAGACCCUUACCCACAACCAUACGCAAGACUUCUUUCAGACAUCGGCAUUAGCCCAUAAUGCAUCUGCUAAUGGUCAUUUUCAUGAUGAAACCCUGAACUCCAAAGAUCUUUUCCAGGCUGUUAAAGAAGAGGAGGGGGUGAACCCCUUUGACAAAUCUCCCAGCAUUUUUGUGGACCCAUUCAAAAGUCCUUCAGAGAAGGAGGACGAUGUGUUCCAGUCUCCACAGCCUUCUGUGGUGAAUCCUUUUUAUACUCCUUCCACCAAUGGAGCAGAUUUGUUUCAAGCUGGUCCAGCUGAAAAUGGGGACCUUUUCCACAUCAACAAAAACAGACAAGAUCUCUCUACAAAAGCUAAUGGCCUUUUCGACCGCUCUUCUAAGGAAAAUCUGGAUGUAUUUUCAACUUCAUCCACGAAUGCAGUCGACCCAUUCCCAAGCCCAAUUACAAGGGAUUUAUUCCAAGAAGGCUCCAGUUUGGAAAACCCGUUUGGUGCUACUCCCUCAAAACAGUAUGACCCUUUCCAAGAUGUUUCAAAUGGGACUCCAGACAUCUUCCAACCCCUCCCCUCACAUACUAACAGCAGGGAUAUAUUUGAGAAGGCUACGUACUCUGCAUCUUCACUCAACAGUCCGUCGGAAUUGAAGCUGGACAUGCCAUCGUCACCAGAUCUCUUCAGAGCAGCGCAGUCAGAAUCUCUACCGGCCAUUCAGCCGAAGUCUUUCGACAAGUCACAUGAUAUUGUCUUGACGACUCCUCAGGGAACCAAACGAAGUAUUCUUCAGCCGACUCCCUUCAGUCAGGCCAGCAAUCUCUCUGUGUCACCCAGCCAGACCCGAACGGAAAUGACUCAUGUGCAAACCUUCAAACGUCCACCAAAGCCACUUCCUCGAACUAGACCACCCAGGCCAGAAAAGCCACCAAAACCAGAAAAGCCACCCACACCAGCAAAACCUACUGAACCUGAACCAACUGUGCCAAAGACGGCUCCUAAACCGGCCUUCAGAACGGUCCCAAAGCCAGUUAUUCGUCGCAAACCAAAAACUCCAGAAAGUAAACCAGUGAACCCUGAGAACUACGUUGUCCUUGAGGAUAUCCUGCUUAUUGGACAGGAAAGGUGUGUGGAAGACUGGCCUGAGGACAGUCCUGAGCUUAGCCCUGACUUCAAACCAUCUGGAAAAUUUCGACUACGACGAGAGUCAUUGAAGGUGAAGACGGACUCCGAUGGAGGAAGUGGUGAGGAUCAGGAUGGCUCUGGAAGUCAGAUCAAGAAAAAGGACAAGAAAUUCAGAAUGUCCCUACUCUCCAGAAGAGGCUCAAAGGAUAAGUUUCCUGAUGACACCAAGGAGGGAAAGAGCAAGACACUACCCAUCGCUCGUAAAUCAUCAAAGGACUAUUUUUCAGAAAUGCACACGGUUACAGGAGAGAAUGAAGAUGGAGAGCAGGAAUAUAAAAAAACAGCUCUGAAGACCAAAAUGAACCGGCUGCUUAGAAGAGCAUCCACCAAUUCCUCCAUGAUAGAGGGGAAGCACAUGAAUGAACAUUUACCUCAAGAAUCAAAGCUACAGGAUGACGACAUCGGUAAGAAAAGCAUCAGCAAGAAAAACUCCAUACGACGAUGGUCAGAGGGGACAGUGGUGGAUGACAGCACGGGUGAAGAGGAGGAUGGAGCUCAUCAUGAAGAGAAGAAAAAAAACAAGCUGAAAAUUAAAUUUGUGCCACACAGAGGAUUUGCCAUCACUGUAGAAAAGGCUGAUGAUGAACUGAAGGGAGCACAUGGAUAUACACCUCGUAAAGGCUCAAAGGACAAAACACAAGAUGAACUUCUCGGUGCACAUGGCUACACACCUCGUAAAAAGUCACAGGAUGAUGCUUUUGAGGAUGUAGAAGAGAUGAAAGGCCACAGUCUUCAGUCAGCCAGCAAGGCUGCUUUCAUGGAUGACAAGCACUUCCAGAAAACACACCAUUUUUCUUCUGGACUAUAUGGAGAUGAAGAUGCCUAUGGGAUGGAAGACUGCAAACCUAAGAAAUCAACAAAGAUGAAACUGCUGCACGUGGGUCGCCGAAGCCCUAAGGAGGAAAUGCUGGAUGACACCUGUCCUCAGAAGAAGAAGGGCAGCUUCUCAGCAGAGGAGUUAGACGAUGACGAAUUAAACGGGAUGGAGGACUGCAAACCGCAGAAAUAUUCCAAACAUAAAGGUCCUAAUCCUGUUCCACGCAAAUCUAAGACAACCUACAACACAGCUGGACAGAGUGAACCGAUCGGAUUCAAUCACCACACACCUCAGCAGGCAUCCAGUGAUGCCUUUGCUCAGGAUGAAAUUACAGGAAAAGAUUUCAUGAGUCCGGGAGAGAUGUCUGACAGUGAACAAGAUGAACUGGAAAGCUGCAAACCGAAAAAGUCAAUGAAACUCAAAGGCCUCAAAAAGUUCAAGGCUAAGAGCAAAGCCAUGCAUCCAGAGUACGAAGACCCUCCAGGAGCUGCAUGCAGCGACUACCUGUCGGAGGCUGCUAAGGCGGAGUGGCUGGCUGCUCAGAAGGAUGAGCAUGCUAUGGAUGGUUUUCAAGAUGAAGACGAGGAAGGGGACACUGACAGCCUGAUGGAAUGGUGGUACACUGUGGAGCAAUGGGAUGAGGUGCCGUCGGACGAUGAGAACAACGUCAUAAAGGAGGAUGAGUCCAAGUCAUUCACCAUGUUGUCGGACAAGGUUUACCGUGGCCUACGUGUCUUCAACAAGGUCUUCACAGAGCGAGCUGAGGUCCUCUGGCAGUCCAUCAUCAUGCUCCACGCCAUCGCAGAUGACAUCAACAACUUCCACCACAAAGCCAAGAUUGCCGGCAUCACGGGCGGCACCACCACAGCUGUGGGUGGUGUGACAGCCAUUGCCGGCCUGGCUCUGGCACCCUUUACGCUGGGUGCCUCGCUGGUAGUUACAGCUGUUGGUGUGGGUGUGGCAACGGCUGGUGGAAUCGCUUCAGCCUCUGCAGCCAUCUCGGAUAACGUUAACAAUAUGCACGACCGGAAGAAGGUGGAGACAGUACUGCAGGAGUAUGAGGCUCACCUGCUGGACAUUGGUAAGAUCCUGCACUUUGUCAAUCAGGGCUUGUACAAACUUCGCGGCCAUCCUUUCCUCCGGUCUGGCACCCAACACUACUCAGAGGACUGGGAGAUCCGCAGGGCUGUCCAGAUGAUCAGCUUAGUCGACUCGCCGGUGAUGCGAGCAACUGAGGUAACAGACACAGCUGUAGCUUCAGUGCAAGGACUCUUCAAAGGCAUAGACAAAUACUUCAUCAAGGACUCCCGUGAGCUAAAGAAAGGCUGCAAGAAAGAGAUGGUGGGUCAAAUAAAAGAGGUGGCAAAUGUGCUGAAUGAUGGAAUAGUGGAGCUCAAUGCAAUCAGAGAGGAGCUGCUGGAGGCUACAGGAAACAUGUGAGAAAUAUGCUGCCCCCUCCUGGCUAAAUAAGGGAACUGUUGAUUUGAGGAAUCCAUGUAGAGAUUUGAACAGCAGACUCUGGACAUUAUCAGAAUUGUAUAGUAUAUUCAAAUCUACUGCAGUAACGUGAAGCUUAUAAUGGUCACGUUUGUUGUAACUUUGUCAGAAAGGUGUUCAACUCUGGUUUCUUUUGAGGCUGUAUAUUAUUCUGGUUGGAUUUGUAUUAUAAAAUGUUUACAGAUGUUCUCACAGGGACCGGGCAAGAUAACACAAUACCUUUUUAUUUGUGCACUUUAUGCAUUGUUCUGUGGUUCAAGGGUGUAUAUUUAAGGUGUAUAUGAAUGCAGCAUUUUGCUCACAGAUUAGUCAAUUUUUAAAUGACUACCAGUUUAAUUCCACCAAUUAUGCACGAGGAGCACAAAUUAUAAACAACUCCUUACAAUACAGUGCAGUCCAAUAGAGCAAUACCUCAAAUUCAUGAUCGAGUUUCAUAACAAUUUCUCUGACAGUCCCAACAAAAAUGUGUAUAAGUUCACAAAGGUAGUAUUUCUUGUAGGGUUGUUUUAUUGAGCUGUAUUAUAAUGUCAGUGGUUCUCAUCAUUUUAUCCAGUCCAUGUAUUGGAUAUCAGUGGAAUGAAGCAGGUAUGAGUUGUUGAAAAUCUACAAUGAGACUCACAAAGAAGAAACUGUGAUUUUCCUUAUGGACUUUGUAAGAUUUAUGUAAAUGUAUUUGUUCAUGUUUGUAGAUACUGUUAGAAUAUGUCUGCCUGAUUAAUUUUAACCACCAUAAAAUACUAUUUAAAUAUUUUUUUAAAAAAAGCUAAUUAUUCACUGAUACUCAAAUUUUCAGUGACCACUUCUGGUCUUACUAGAUGACACUGCUGCCUUUAUUUUAUCUGCAUUAUACUGUCAGUGCAUCUUCCUGCUUUAUUGCCUGAACAGAAUGAACCUGUACAAGUCUUAAAAUGGUCUAUUUUGGUAUAAACAUAUAACUGAAUCUAUGAAUAAAGACUGUUUAGAAACAUG